Molecule: messenger RNA, 1457 nt
Organism: Bactrocera dorsalis (oriental fruit fly)
Lineage: Eukaryota; Metazoa; Arthropoda; Insecta; Diptera; Tephritidae
Exons: 6
Coding region: 159-1325 (388 amino acids)
Source: RefSeq, a predicted model, not a curated record
AACUACUAGUAGAUACUGUUAUCAGUACUUGCAGUAUUUGUAGUGGCUUACCGAAAUCAAAUCAAAAUAUAUUCAUGCACUGAGUAAAAUAGUAGUGAAAAACUUAAAAAUGUUAUACUGUUCAGUCAUAUUCAAGCAAACAGUGGACGUAUACGCAAAUGGAUUCAAGUGGCAUAGUUCCGGAUAUUAUUGACAAUAAGCCAAAAGGCUUACUACAGGUGACUUCCAAAGUCACUUAUCCAAGUGGUGUUAAAGUAGAACUUGGUAAAGAACUGACCCCCACUCAGGUAAAGGAUCAACCAACAGUGAGUUGGGAGGCGGAAGAUGAUGCUCUAUAUACUUUGUUUAUGGUAGACCCCGAUGCACCAUCACGUGCCGAACCAAUUUAUCGCGAAAUUUUACACUGGUUGGUUAUUAAUAUUCCAGGCAAUAAAUUAUCGGAAGGUCAAACUGUUGCGGAAUAUAGGGGUUCUGGUCCACCAGAAGGCAGUGGCUUGCACCGUUAUGUUUUUUUAGUCUUCAAGCAACCGGGCAAGAUUGAAAGUACAAAAUUCAUACCUAAAACGUCUCGUGAAGGUCGUGUAAAGGUGACGACAAGAGAUUCCAUUGCAAAAUAUAAUUUGGGUGAUCCAAUCGCUGGAAACUUUUAUCAGGCGCAAUACGAUGAUUAUGUGCCGGUAUUAAGAGAACAAACUGUUAACUACUCAUGCACUGAUUUAAGUAGUAGUUAUGAGAGUUUUGUUAUACUGAUAUUUAGUCAUAUUCAAGUAAGCAGUGGAGGUGGACGCAAAAUGAUUUCAAGUGGUAUAAUUCCGGACAUCAUUGACACCAGACCUAAAGGUCUAGUGCAGAUUAAUUAUCCAAGUGGUGUAAAAGUAGAAUCUGGUAAGGAAUUGACCCCCACUCAGGUGAAGGAUCAGCCCACAGUCAGUUGGGAGGCGGAAGAUGACGCUCUGUAUACUUUGUUUAUGGUAGACCCCGAUGCUCCAUCACGUGCCAACCCAACUAAUCGGGAAUUUUUACACUGGCUGGUUAUUAAUAUUCCAGGCAAUAAAGUAGCUGAAGGUCAAGCCGUGGCAGAAUAUAUUGGCUCUGGUCCCCCAGAGGGCAGUGGCUUGCACCGUUAUGUUUUCUUAGUAUUCAAGCAGGCGGGCAAAAUUGAAAGUACAAAAUUCAUUCGGAAAACGUCGCGUGAAGGUCGCGUUAGAACGAACACAAGAGAUUUCAUUGCAAAAUAUAAUUUAGGUGAUCCUAUCGCUGGAAACUUUUAUCAGGCGCAAUACGAUGAUUAUGUGCCGAUAUUAAAAUCACAAAUUAUUAACUAAUUGCAAAAACAAAUAAUUAUAAAAUAUUUAUUUCUUAUUUUAUUUAUAAACAUGAACUUGAGGUAUACAUACAUAAGUACUAGAUAUUGGUACUAUCGGUAAAAAAAAUAAAUUUUCAAUAUCUAAACCGAA